This is a messenger RNA of Anas platyrhynchos (mallard), 950 nucleotides long. The record is from RefSeq and is a predicted model, not a curated record. NCBI's taxonomy places the organism in Eukaryota, Metazoa, Chordata, Aves, Anseriformes, Anatidae.
UCCCUCUGGGACACCAGGGCCAUUUCCUACUAGCAUGUGUUUCACAGGUCUUUCUUUUUUCCUUUCUGAUAUCAGCAGAGUAUUUUAUUCUCACCGUCAUGUCCUAUGACCGCUAUGUUGCCAUCUGCAAGCCCCUGCACUAUGGGAGCCUCCUGGGCAGCAGAGCUUGUGCCCAGAUGGCAGCAGCUGCCUGGGGCAGUGGGGCUCUCUAUGCUCUGCUGCACACUGCCAAUACAUUUUCCCUGCCCCUCUGUGGAGGAAAUACCCUGGACCAGUUCUUCUGUGAGAUCCCCCAGAUCCUGAAGAUCUCCUGCUCACGCUCCUACCUGAGGAGUUUUUGGGUGCUUGUGAUUGGUGUCUGGUUAACGUCCGUGUGCUUUGUUUUCAUUCUUUUUUCUUAUGUGCAGAUCUUCAGGGCUGUGCUGCGGAUGCCCUCAGACCAGGGGCGACACAAAGCCUUUUCCACAUGCCUCCCUCACCUGUUUGUGGUCUCCCUGUUUAUCAGCACCUGCUUCUUUGCCUACCUGAAGCCCCCCUCCAUCUCCUCUCCAUCCCUAAACCUGGUGAUGGCAGUUCUGUACUCAGUGAUGCCUCCAACAUUGAAUCCCCUCAUCUACAGCAUGAGAAACAGGGAGCUCAAGUGGGCUAUUAGGAAAGUGACUUCAUGGAUGUUUCUGAAUAGUGACAAAUUUCCCCUCUUUUUCCAGAAAUGACUUAACUUGGUACCUCCCCUCAAUCCUGGUCCAUCUUUCAUUGUCAAUAUUGUUAUUAUUCUCUUUGGUAUCAUUUGAUUUAUUGCGCUCUUAGAGUAAUAUCUCUUUUUCACCCUACUCCUGCUGGGGAUUGACACUUCUCUGUUUGCUCUUGAGGCUCUACAGAUAUGAGUCCAACAGAAGGUCAGAACUGACUCCUACAUAGGAUCUGCAAAAUAAAAUGGGAUCUCCACAAUG